AUGAACGACUGCACGGACGGAUGUAUGAACGACUGCACGGACGGAUGUGUGAACGACUGCACGGACGGAUGUAUGAACGACUGCACGGACGGAUGUGUGAACGACUGCACGGACGGAUGUAUGAACGACUGCACGGACGGAUGUGUGAACGACUGCACGGACGGAUGUGUGAACGACUGCACGGACGGAUGUGUGAACGACUGCACGGACGGAUGUAUGAACGACUGCACGGACGGAUGUGUGAACGACUGCACGGACGGAUGUGUGAACGACUGCACGGACGGAUGUGUGAACGACUGCACGGACGGAUGUGUGAACGACUGCACGGACGGAUGUGUGAACGACUGCACGGACGGAUGUGUGAACGACUGCACGGACGGAUGUGUGAACGACUGCACGGACGGAUGUGUGAACGACUGCACGGAGGGACACACGGACACACGGACGUUAUAG
This is a messenger RNA of Oncorhynchus mykiss (rainbow trout), 453 nucleotides long. The record is from RefSeq and is a predicted model, not a curated record. Lineage: Eukaryota; Metazoa; Chordata; Actinopteri; Salmoniformes; Salmonidae.